UAAAUACGUGCUGUAUAUCACUGUACUGACCAACAAACUAUUAUAUCACUUGAAAUGAACGCGUGUCAUAUCCACUGAAGCUGACUAGAGGAAACGACAUGACACGCUUGCCACCACGGGGCACAAUAAGCAGACUCCCGCCAAUUUCCAGAUAGCAGGCGACAUAUUUCAUGAGAAAGCAGCCUUUACUUGAUAACAUUAAAGCUACAAUCAUUUUAAACCAAGCGUUAAUCUAUAUAGACUCGGUCAUAAAUAAACUGCAGAAUACAUUAAAGCAACCUACAAACAAAAUGUGUAUUAAGCCCCAUUAUACACGUCAUUUAAUACGCAUUAUAAAUUGAUAUACCGCGAAGGUCUCCAUGCAGCUAUAGCGGGACUAUACGAGUGAUUCUCAUCUUUACUGUGCAUUUCAUCCAUAAGGGUACAAUUGUGAGCACCGCCGCCUGUCUGUUUAGAAGAAUUGUGUUACGUUUUACAGCGGUGACAAUUGAUAAAUUUCCCACUGGCGUUUAAGCGACGAGAGAUGGACGUUUAAAUAGUUUUAACACAUAAACUUUUUAUUGGAUUAAUUUGUUUUUCUUGUGUGGAAUUUGGCUGGAAGAAACAAAAUCGAAAGAUGAUGAACCUAAUAUGGAAGAAAAUAUCAAUGUACCGUUUACACGAAGUUGGAAAUGUGGAAAAUUUUUCAUAAGGGCGAGCAUUAUUUGUAGUCAGUGUGUACGUGUUUUUAAAAGAUGCGAGUUUGUUAUGGCAGAGUCGAUACACAAUAGUGUUACACGUAAAAAUGAACUGAAAGGAAGAGAGCGUACCUUUGUGGAUUAAGGAUAUAUUUUAGUGAUCUAAUACUAAUUCAUGGAGUAAAUAAAUUACACAUUCGGUGGAUUAUCAGUGGAUUAUUUAAUUAUUUGUAGAUUAAUUAGUGUUAUAAACGAAAUUUGUUUCUAUGAUUUGUGUAUCUUCAAAUGGCUGCGGAAUGUUCGGAAAAUUCAAUGACAUUCGACGAGCCAAACAAUCGAAUCAGUGUGUCUGGGAAGAGCAAGAGACGAAAAGGGAGAUCUUACAUCCCCGCAUCCCUUCUCUAUAGACCAUAUCCUUCUGGUGUCUUACUCAGGAGAGCUUCAGUGAGUGGAAGGUUGGAGGAAGUGGAAAGGUUCCGAGAGACAGGAAUUGUAGAAAUACGGUGCCAGCAUUGCCAGAAAAGACAAUCUCAUACAAAGUGGACCAAAAUCAAAAUGUUGCGUGUUCUAGGACAGUGUGUGUUUUUUUUAAUAUUUAUUGCCACCUGUGCUGGACUUAUUUUAAACAAAACUCUAGAUACAGAUUAUGAUAUUUCACAUGAACAUGUCGACCAGUAUAUAGACUCAGAUAUAUUAAUGGACGUGCAAUUAAAUCCGGUGACAUUAUCAGAUUUUAGAAAAACUGUUCGUGGUGCAAGUAAUCCGUAUGAUUUAAUACGAAUAUUCUUAAAGGAGAAAGACAUUUCAGAUAAUCAGAUCCAUGAACUUUUAACAGCUAAAACAAUAGAGACACUGUUAACGGGAAAACGAGAGAUUAAACGCCAAGAUGAAUAUUAUGAUUACGAUACUGAAAAAAUGUUGUCUUCGGGAACCAAUCAAAUGGAAGAAGAAUUAGCUGAAGCCUACCAUCACAUUGAUGAGAUGGAGACAAGCCGACUUGGUCAGUGUAAAUAUCCGCAACCAGAAAUAGUUCACAUAGAGGAUGAAAAUAACGAGAAUAAGAUGUAUUUCCCAGAAUGCACUGUUUUACACAGGUGUCGCAACGUCACUGGUUGCUGUGGAAACGCAACACAAGAAUGUGGUCCAAAAACGAUUAAAAUUGUGACAAAAACAUUUUUAGUAUUAACAAUAACUGACCCGACGUCUGGCUCAGUCCUUCCUCAUAAAAACAUGGUGAUGUCCCUCCCGUUUGUUAACCAUACCGAGUGUGGCUGCAAGGAAAGAAAAGGUCUUCCAGGCUGCCACCAAGAAUGCCCGUCACCGUUUACCAAAUUUCGUCCUGACGUAAAAUGUGUAUGUGAUUGUUUAGAGGCACCUAACGAGGAGAAUUAUCUCUGUGAAAGUAUGAAGGAUGGAUUAAUACCGCUAGCAGAACGAGAUUUAAUAUGCAUUAAGACCGGACGAUGCAUGCCGCCAUUAUGCAAUAAUAAAAAGGGACAGUUUGACGUAAGAAGUGGUUUCUGUCCAGAAUUAGAACCAGACGAGUUGGGGCUGAAAGGUUACAUCCAGAAAACACCAACAAAUACGAGUCAUUAUAAAUCUGAAGAAAAAACAAAUAACCAUGUAGCAGUCGAAAAAAUAAAAAAAAAUAAGGCUGGUGACGAAACGGGCAAACAUAAAGCAGACGAUAAACCUAAUAAAAGUAAAAAUAAAAAUAAAAACGGAAGUCGGAAUAGAAAAGCGAAGAAACGCGGGAAAUGAGAUAUAAGUGAUGUAUUAUUAAGUGUACAUUUUUCUACCUCUAUAUGCUCGACGAUGUGUGAUUGUUCCGGUCAUUAUCACUUCCGGAAUAACGUGAUCACAUAAUUGAUGACGUGAUCACAUAAUUGAUGACGUGUUCAACGUACCUCUUUGACGUAUACAGUGAAUAUGGUGGCCAUCAUCAUCAUAGUGAAGUACUAAGUAUUUAAAAAAGAGCAUAAUAUUAGGAAGAAUAUCAAUGUAAAAUAAGUAUAUUUUAGUGAAAAAUGUAGAUACAAUGUAUUUAAGUUAUUAAUGAGUGGUAUAGAUGGAAGGAAUACAUUUGACCACAGGGACUUGGUGUGCUGAUUUCUAACUGGAAUAACAAUGAAGAGAAUGUGUUACCAUGUAGAAAGAGUCGCUCCGUAAUCAUAUUAGAACACAACACCAUGAAUACAAGGGCAUUCUCUUACAUACCAACUCCCACACGUAGGAUAUACAAUCGGCGAUGGUCAAGUCCCUCUCUUGUCUUUUAGCGGACUGAAUGAAUACAAGGGCAUUUUCCCAAGCGUAGGAUCUACAAUCGGCGAUAGUCAAGUCCCUCUCUUGUCGUUUAGCUGAUUGAAUAAAGACGCACUGUUACGUGUUCUGCAAGAAGUCGAAAGUUUAGGGAAGAAACUACUGCUACCAAUGGUGCUGGCAAUACUACGCCCGGGGGCUGUAUUCAUGGCGAUGGCGGGAAUUACGAAUAUGACGAUCGUGAAUAAAUAUCUAUUUUCGUGACUUAUAUCUGAAUGUAUAUCGAGUAUAUUUAUAUAUAAAGACUAUACUAUACCUCAAUCAAGUUCAUGCAAUAAUUUCCUGUAUUAUCCGUCGCACCUUGUUUAUCUUAUAUAUACUAGAAUAUAAGUUAUAAAUCAGCUACUA
Molecule: messenger RNA, 3344 nt
Organism: Patella vulgata (common limpet)
Lineage: Eukaryota; Metazoa; Mollusca; Gastropoda; Patellidae
Exons: 8
Coding region: 963-2438 (491 amino acids)
Biological process (GO): hemocyte migration
Cellular component (GO): membrane
Molecular function (GO): growth factor activity
Source: RefSeq, a predicted model, not a curated record